AACAGAGAGUCACCUGACAGAGAGGACUGGGACAUUAUAAAAAUGUCAGAAGCUGUUCUUUUUUAUUUCUUUUCUUGGGUCAUUUUUCUCCAGCUCAAGAGAAGGGAGAAGUAACCCAGCAUGUCGGAGCCGGGUGAGGCAGGGGAUACUGCCUAUCUUCCUGAACACAGAUGGUCCCCCAAGAACUCCCUAGGAAAGGGAAAGGGGCAGGGCUGAGUCUAAUAGUGACUGAUUUUAAAGACACUGGAAAUGCAGAGACCAUAUAUAGACUAUGAGAGCACUCCCAGAUUUCACCAGAUUGCAGAGAACAGUAUUCCUCCACUUUAGCAUGAAAAAGUUCUAAAAAAAAAAAUUCAAGCUAAACAAGCUCUCUUCAGCGCCUCAAGUUUCCUUUCCUGAUACCCAGUGAUGGAAAACAGAAGCAGCAGGAUCAGUGACCUGCUCAUACAUGCCCUCAACAACCUCUCUCAGGAAGAGUUCAAAAGAUUUAAAGACAAAUUAUCACACUGUGACUUUGAGGGGAAAGGUAACAUCCCCCGAGGUCGGAUGGAGAAUGCUGAUGCAAUAGAUACGAAGAACCUCCUGAUGGCAUUCUAUGGUGGAGACGCUGCAGUAGAUGUGACCAUAGAAGUUUUCAAUCACCUCAAUCUCAGAGAAGCUUCUGCUAACCUCAGAGAAGAAAGAAAGAACGCUUUAUGUCCUAAACAAACACCUGGAAGACCAGAUUACAGGGUGAAAUAUAGAGAACACAUACAAAACAAGUACAGAAUAAUAAAAGACUUGAACUCUCGUCUUGGUGAGAACGUGACUUUAAACAGCAGAUACACAAAGCUGAUUAUUGUAAAGAAACAUUGUCACAAAAAGGAAAGAGAACAUGAAAUAAUGACCUUGGGAUGGAGACAUGAAGAAAUAAUGACUAAGCGAGCUAGUUCUAUCACCCUGGGUAAUUUAUUUAAAUGUGAUGAAGAUGGACAAACACCACAAAUUGUUGUGCUGCUAGGAGCUGCAGGGAUUGGAAAAACAAUGACAGCAAGAAAGAUUAUGUUUGACUGGGCAGCUGGAGAGCUUUAUAAAGAAAAGUUUGAUUAUGCUUUCUACAUAAAUUGUAGGGAAGUGAACUUUGGCAGUGAGCAAGGAAGAAUUGCUGAUUUGAUUUUAAAGAAUUGUCCUAAUAAAAAUGCACCAGUUGAAGAGAUUUUGAUAAAUCCAGAGAAACUCCUGUUUAUAAUUGAUGGUUUUGAUGAAUUGAGAUUUUCCUUGGAUCAGCCAGAAGACAGUCUAUGCUCUGAUCCCUGUGAGAAGCAGCCAAUGGAAAUUACAUUGAGCAGUUUACUUCGGAAAACUGUUCUUUUUGAAUCCUAUGUAAUAAUCACUACGAGACCAACUGCUCUGGAGAAACUCAGACAGUGUUUGGAAUGUGCACGUUAUGCAGAGAUCUUGGGGUUUUCUGCAGCUGAGCGGGAGGAAUAUUUCCACAAGUUUUUUGGGAAUGAAGAAAAAGCAAGAAAGGCCUUUAACUUUGUCAAAGAAAAUGAAAUGCUCUUCACCAUGUGCUUUGUCCCCAUUGUAUGUUGGAUAAUUUGCACGGUUCUGAAACAACAGAUGGAAGCAGGUGAAGAUCUUGCACAAACAUCCAAAACAAUCACUGGUGUAUAUAUGCUCUAUCUUUUCAGUUUAUUAAAGGGUCACAGCAGCAAUUCAAAGAAGCACACACCAGCUAACUUGAAGGGACUUUGCUCCUUGGCUGCAGAUGGAAUCUGGAGGCAGAAAAUACUCUUUGGGGAAGAAGAAAUCAAGAAGCACGGCUUAGAUGUAUCUGACUCUCUCUUUCUGAAUGAGAACAUGUUUCAAAAAGAUAUUGACUGUGAGUGUGUCUACAGCUUCAUUCACUUGAGUUUUCAAGAGUUUUUUGCAGCUUUGUUUUACGUGUUGGAGAAAGAAGAAACAACAACCGUGGAAGAUUCAGGAAGUGCUAUGAACAAUGUGAAAAAAUUGUUAGAAAACUAUGGAAAAUCUAGAAAUUACUUAAUGUUAACAGUGCGAUUCUUGUUUGGUCUCUUAAAUGAAGAGAGAAUGGAGGACAUGGAGAAAAAACUUAGCUGCAAAAUUUCUCCCAAAAUUAAACCAGAUUUACUACAGUGGGUUAAAACAAAACCAAAAAUAUCGUCUUUGUCCCUGGAGUCUGAGGAGCUGUUCUUGGAGCCUGAUGAGGAGUUGUCAUCCUUUAAACGUAAUGCUGAGAUGAUUUAUCAGCUUGAGGAGUUUCACUGUUUGUAUGAAAUUCAAGAAGAGAGUUUUGUGCAAAGUGCACUCAAUCGCUUCACUGAGCUGUAUUUAGCUGAAUAUAAUUUUACCAAAAUGGACCAAGUGGCUCUUUCAUUCUGUCUAAAAAACUGUCGUAAGCUGGAGACGCUCUAUCUAAAUCUGUGCAUGUUUGGAUUUGAAGACCCGAAUGAAGAUUCCCUACGGCCACCCAAGCAGCCACGUUUGGAACAGCACUGGGAUGAGCCGACAUGUUCACCUAUUUACCUGCUCUGUCAAGCAUUGAAGGAUCCAAACUGUAAAUUAAAGAAACUAAAGCUUACUAACGGCCAUCUUACCAACGCUUGUUAUAGGGAUCUCUCUUCUGCUCUCAGUACCAAACAGACCCUGACUGAGCUGGACCUGUCAAUGAACAACCUGGGAGACUCGGGUGUGAGAUUACUAUGUGAAGGACUGAACCAUCCAACCUGCAAACUGCAGAGACUGGGGCUUUCUAACUGCCAUCUCACGGCCGUGUGUGGUGGGGAUCUCUCCUCUCUUCUCAGCACCAAACCCACCCUGACAGAGCUGGACAUAGGGGAGAACAACCUGGGGGAUUCAGGAGUGCAGCUGCUGUGUGAGGGACUGAAACAUCCACACAGCAAACUGCAGAAGCUGCGGUUGAUGAAUUGUGGUCUGACAGCCAGUUCCUGUGGGAAUCUCUCCUCUGUUCUCAGGGCCAAACCGACCCUGACUGAGUUGGAUCUUGUGCUGAACAACCUGGGAGAGGCAGGAGGAAUGAAGCUGCUGUGUGAAGGACUGAAACAUCCCGACUGCAAACUGCAGAAACUGAGGUUGAUGGGUUGCCAGCUCACAGCUGCUUGUUGUGAGGAUCUCUCCUCUGUUCUCAGUAUCAACCAGACGCUGACCGAGUUGGAGCUGAGGGGGAACCUCCUUAGAGAUUCAGGAGUGCAGCUGCUGUGUGAGGGACUGAAGCAUGCAAACUGCAAGCUGCAGAAACUGGGGUUGAAAAAUUUCCUUCUCACAGAUGCUUGCUGUGAGGAUCUCGCAGCUGUUCUCAGCAUCAGUGAUAGCCUGACAGAGCUGGAGCUGGGUAUUGACUAUCUAAGAGAUUCUGGAGUGCAGUUGCUGUGUGAGGGACUGAAACACCCAAAUUGCAAACUGCAGAAACUGGGGUUGUGGGGUUGUGAUCUCACAGCUGAUUGUUGUGGGGAUCUCUCCUCCGCUCUCAGCACUAGCCAGUACUUGACAGAACUGGAACUGGGGUAUAACGAACCUGGAGAUUCCGGAGUGCAGCUGCUGUGUGAGGGAGUGAAACAUCCAAACUGCAAACUGCAGAAACUAGGGUUGGAGCAUUGCAGUCUAACUGCUGCUUGUUGUGGUGGUCUCUCCUCUGCGCUAAGCAUGAACCAGCACCUGACCGAGCUAGAUAUAGGGAGAAACAAACUGGGAGAUACAGGCGUGCAGCUGCUGUGUCAGGGACUGAAACAUCCCAACUGCAAACUACACAAAAUAAGCUUGGGCUAUCAGAGUGUAACUGAGGAAACCCAGGCGGAGCUGGAUGCUGUGAAAGACACAAAACCUGAUCUGGUCAUAGAGAUAUGGUAGGGCUGGUGAGUGGGAGCCACGGAACGAGCAAGGCUCUGAACUGGCUGCCCUCUCACUAGCUGAGGAAGCAGGCUUUUAAGGGGGAUCCCAGCAACAUAUUUCAGCAUCUGUGGUACAGGGCUGAGUAGAGAUUGUCAGGCCCAGCACUCCUGCCUGAGUGUGAGAGGCUCAGGAGUAGGAGCUGGAUUUGCUCCAUGCUUGGUCUGACCUCAGAAGGGAUAGCUGGUUUGUGGGGGGAGGGAGUGGGAGGGAGGAUGCAGAUCAGGGCCCAAGUGUGGGAUCAUGAAAGAUCUGGUAACCUCCCUUUUCAGUCUCCCUACAUGCAGGAGGGAGACUCAAGAACCAUCCUCAGAUCCAGAGGGGAAUUGUCACUCUGUUACAACAGCUCAGUCACUGUUGUUUGUGUAUUUAUAAAAGUCUUGUAGUUUUACGCAAUUCCACAGCAACUAAGCCGGCAUUUUCCAUAUUACAUCUCCAGCAUUUGUUUGUCCCGGCUGUACGUUUCUGUGUCAGUUUUGUUGAGUCCAGUAAAGAUCAUGAACCAAGAAAUAAUGCUGUCCUUUAGAGUUUGUAUCUCUUGCCAUAGUUUCUGUGAAUGCACAAGAAUUCUCCAGGCCUAGGAGAGCCCUCAGGGAUGGUUCCUCAGAGAUAUAUAUUUUUCAUGGUUCCUGUUUCUUAUCCAUUAUGGUCAACACCUUCAGAAGCUCAUGCAGGCAAAAUCAGAGUGACUUUUAAUUUCUCUGGGCUUUUGUCAGAAAGCUGGUGUAGGUGACCCCUAAGAACUCUGAAUGGCCACCUGGGAGCAGAGAUCAAAGGUGCAGGACAGGGAGAUGGUUAAGUUUAUGGCAUAUCCUUGGCAUUUUCAAAAGCCCUAUAGUAAGUCCUAUGUGCCCAAACAGAAGCUACUGCUCUAGUGAUACCUGAUGCAACAACCUUCUACAGCCAUAGUCCUCAUUCAGCUAGCUCUCUCCCAAUUCUGGCUCCUCUUUCACCGACAAUGUCUCUUCUUCCCCCCCCCCCCCCCCCCCAAAAAAAGCUUGAACUCUCCCCUUCAGCUGAUAAAUGGCUGAAGACUGACUGCCUCUUGAAGCAAGGUCAAUGAACUUUGGGAGAGAGGCUUGUCAAAGCUUUACUGGACUCUAAAGGCUGGGGUAGAGAACCCCCUAAGUUAUCCAUCACUGGACAGACACAAAGGAGUAGAGCUCUUGCAAGCUGAGAAAGUUGGGCCCUUCAGCCAAGGGGGUUGAAGUCUCUCUGGGAACAGAACAUCGGUGAGAAACUUGCUUAGGCAAUGAUCUUUCACCUAGGAAGACAAGGGAAACCUGCACCUUAUAUUUCUUGAGGAAGUCUCUGACAGAGAGAGAGUUGGCUGGAAAGAAAAAGACUGGUAAGAAAUCGACCUUGAACCAAGGCUUUAGCUUGCUGAGUUAAGCCUUAGCCACUAGAAAGUGUAUUUCACUUUUGUUUGUUUGUAACCCUUUCUAGCUUUAUUCCUUCUAUUGGGUGUUGCUUAACCUGUGACUUUUGUUUAAUAAACUUGCUUUACUUUGAAUGUAAACCAA
Molecule: messenger RNA, 5432 nt
Organism: Caretta caretta (loggerhead turtle)
Lineage: Eukaryota; Metazoa; Chordata; Testudines; Cheloniidae
Product: NACHT, LRR and PYD domains-containing protein 3
Cellular component (GO): cytoplasm
Molecular function (GO): protein binding
Source: RefSeq, a predicted model, not a curated record